Messenger RNA from Jaculus jaculus (lesser Egyptian jerboa), 3654 nucleotides. RefSeq names its product ring finger and SPRY domain containing 1 (gene Rspry1). NCBI's taxonomy places the organism in Eukaryota, Metazoa, Chordata, Mammalia, Rodentia, Dipodidae. The transcript is spliced from 15 exons. Gene Ontology annotation, cellular component: cytoplasm. Gene Ontology annotation, molecular function: protein binding; ubiquitin-protein transferase activity. Bases 637 to 2367 code for a protein of 576 amino acids. The record is from RefSeq and is a predicted model, not a curated record.
ACGAAGCGGGGGUGGGCCCUGCGCGUAAUGGCAGCGCCGUGUCCUCGCGUCCAUCUUUACCGCUCUCUUGGACCUGUCACAAAGGAGUCGCGCUGCUGUCGCCGCCCCCUCCCUCCGGUGGGCCCGGGAGCUAGAGAGAAAGUCAGUGCCGCAGCCCGUCCGCGCUGCCGUUGGAAGGCCCCUGGGGACGCGCAGCGGGAGGGAGCCGGCGGGUUAGGGACGUCGGUGAGGGAGCGGAACUGCUGCUGGAGCCUGGGGCCGAGAGACCGGACUGGGGCCCGAGCAGGCUCGGGAAAGGGGCCUGGGAGCGGGUGGCGCUGGGCAGAGCCCAGGAAGCAACCGGAAGGUACUCUACCGAGGCCGGGCUGGAGGCGUCUUGAAGAGGUGAACCUGGAAGAGGGUGUUCCCCGUUUUGGGGGGACCUGCCCGCCGGAGGUUGUUGGGUCACCCUUGUGAGGAGGCUGCGGCUAACGGGGCCCAGAACUACCAGUGGAUGACCAGGAUUUCCAGUAGCUGAUAAUGUUGGAAAUCAGCUGUGCAACUUUCUCUCUCAUUUUCUUGUUAAAAACAAACAAAAUGAAAGUUCCUCAAGCUCACAUUAUGAAAACAGAACUUGGGAAACUGAAAACUAUCUAAAUGAUUGUCUUUGGUUGGGCCGUGUUCUUAGCAAGCAGAAGCCUUGGCCAAGGUCUGCUGUUGACUCUAGAGGAGCACAUAACCCAUCUCUUGGGCACUAGUGGUGCCACCGCUACCAUGGGUAAUUCCUGCAUCUGCCGAGAUGACAGUGGAGCGGAAGACAGUGUUGAUGCCCACCAGCAGCAGGCUGAGAACAGUGCAGUUCCCACUGCGGACACUAGGAGCCAACCUCGGGACCCUGUUCGGCCUCCAAGGAGGGGCCGAGGACCACAUGAGCCAAGGAGAAAGAAACAAAAUGUGGAUGGGCUAGUGCUGGACACACUAGCAGUAAUACGGACUCUUGUAGAUAAUGAUCAGGAACCUCCCUAUUCAAUGAUUACAUUACAUGAAAUGGCAGAAACAGAUGAAGGAUGGUUGGAUGUUGUCCAGUCUUUAAUUAGAGUUAUUCCAUUGGAAGAUCCAUUGGGACCAGCUGUUAUCACAUUGUUACUAGAUGAAUGUCCAUUGCCCACUAAAGAUGCACUCCAGAAAUUGACUGAAAUUCUCAAUUUAAAUGGAGAAGUAGCUUGCCAGGACUCAGGCCAUCCUGCCAAACACAGGAACACGUCUGCAGUCCUGGGCUGCUUGGCUGAAAAACUAGCAGGUCCAGCGAGUAUAGGUUUACUUAGCCCAGGAAUACUGGAAUAUUUGCUGCAGUGUCUGAAGUUACAGUCCCACCCCACAGUCAUGCUUUUUGCACUUAUCGCACUGGAAAAGUUUGCCCAGACAAGUGAAAAUAAAUUGACUAUCUCUGAAUCCAGUAUUAGUGACCGGCUUGUCACAUUGGAGUCCUGGGCUAACGAUCCUGAUUAUCUGAAACGUCAAGUUGGCUUCUGUGCCCAGUGGAGCUUAGACAAUCUCUUUUUAAAAGAAGGUAGGCAGCUGACCUACGAGAAAGUGGACUUAAGUAAUAUUAGGGCCAUGCUAAACAGCAAUGAUGUCAGCGAGUACCUGAAAAUCUCGCCUCAUGGCUUGGAGGCUCGCUGCGAUGCAUCCUCUUUUGAAAGUGUACGCUGCACCUUUUGUGUGGACGCUGGUGUGUGGUACUAUGAAGUAACAGUUGUCACUUCUGGUGUCAUGCAGAUCGGCUGGGCCACUCGAGACAGCAAGUUUCUCAACCAUGAAGGCUAUGGCAUUGGCGAUGAUGAGUAUUCCUGUGCAUAUGAUGGCUGUCGGCAGCUGAUUUGGUACAAUGCCAGAAGUAAGCCUCAUAUACACCCGUGCUGGAAAGAAGGAGACACAGUAGGAUUUCUGUUAGACUUGAAUGAAAAGCAAAUGAUCUUCUUUUUAAAUGGCAACCAGCUGCCUCCUGAGAAGCAAGUCUUUUCAUCUACUGUAUCUGGAUUUUUUGCAGCAGCUAGUUUCAUGUCAUAUCAACAAUGUGAGUUCAAUUUUGGAGCAAAACCAUUCAAAUACCCACCGUCUAUGAAAUUUAGCACUUUUAAUGACUAUGCCUUUCUGAAACCUGAAGAAAAGAUCAUUUUGCCAAGGCACAGGCGCCUUGCUCUGUUGAAGCAAGUCAGUAUCCGAGAGAACUGCUGCUCCCUGUGCUGCGAUGAGAUAGCAGACACACAGCUGAAGCCUUGUGGACACAGCGACCUGUGCAUGGAUUGUGCCUUGCAACUGGAGACCUGCCCAUUGUGUCGUAAAGAAAUAGUGUCUAGAGUCAGACAGAUCUCUCAUAUUUCAUGACACAUGUGAAGAGACAUCAUGGACCUAUUUCUACUCAAUUCCAGCCAAUGUUGCAAAACAAAGACAAAAACAUCUCUAAUCAGUUGUACGCACAUUAAAACUUAUAGCCAUGGUCAGAUUUUAUGCUAAAAAUGAUAGUUUGUCAAAGACAUAAUUCUCUUAGAAUCUAAUCCAACUCGCCAGCCCUGAAUUCCUUAUAAGGCCAAGGAAAGCUGAAUGCUAGCAGCCAGGCCUGUGGUACUUCCAUGGAAACAGUUGGUGACAAGGCCCUCCUCAGUGCUGAAACCACACUGGAAUUCUACAUGUUGGGUUCAUUUGGUUGUUUCACACAAGAUGUUUUGUGUAAUAGUCUACAGCUUUUCUUUUGGGGAGAAGUCAUUUUGGACAAGUAAAUGACAACGUUUCUGGGUUAAGUAUCACUGGUCAGAGAAACACCAGUGUGUUCAGCAUGGAUAUUGCACUGCAAGACUUGAAAUCUUUAAAAGUAGAAUCACACAGCUCAUUACUACAAGCAACAUGGAGAUCCUGAAAGAAGGUGUACGUGUACGGACUGUACAGGGAAAAAAAAGUUUUUUUUAUAUUUCAGUGAUUCCAAAGAACAUUCUAGUUUUUUUUGUCUGUUUGUUUGUUUUUUUACUACAGAAAGUUGGUAGUAUUUUCACAUUCAUGGUAUUUCUAUCCAAUUUCAGUACCCACAUUUUGUGAGGAAAAUAUGUUUUACCAAUGCAGGAGGAAUUCAUAAAUUAAUUGCAAUGUUAGACUGGAGAAAAAUUGGCAUUUAGGGUACCUUUAAGGUACCAUCAAAUCAGGUUUUUUUUUGUUUUAUUUAAAAACUUUUUAAAUCAGUAUUGUUUUGGGAAGUAAUAUACUUUGAAACUCUUGAAUUAAUAGUCUGAAACAACUCUAGAAGACACUCUGAGAACACAUACUCUUGUUUUAAAUAGAUACAUGUUUUGAACUGUAAAUUCAAUCAUGGAUUGUUGACUUAUGUCUUCAUCAAAAGUGUUUAUCCCACUCAGGGUCUCUGGUGAAGACCUUCAAGAGUUCAUUUGUUUCUCCCAGAAAAUUGGAAGGUAGAAUUGUAAAUUCAUGAGACUUAUUUUAUAAUGGUGUACCUCAGCAACUGCCUUUCAAUUUAUGCCAAGUCCUUACUGAGUUUAUACUUGAAUAGUAAAUAUGUCUUCUGAGUUUUAUAGUAUCUUAAACUCAAUGCACAUUUUUUUCUUCCCCUCCCCUUCCCCCUCUUUCUUGUUUGUAGUUCAUUAAACCUGUCCUUUGCAGAGCUGA